Messenger RNA from Bursaphelenchus okinawaensis, 4787 nucleotides. NCBI's taxonomy places the organism in Eukaryota, Metazoa, Nematoda, Chromadorea, Rhabditida, Aphelenchoididae. The record is from the annotation of a GenBank genome assembly.
AUGUCGGUGAGUAAAGCCAGCCAAGCCCGGAAUAUUAUAAAUUUGUUUUCCAAAGCCAAAAUCCAAUGUCCACAUCAUCAGCAAAGUGUUGGACAUGAGGUUGUACGUCAUCAACAUGGCGAUGGGGGUAGGUUUUUAAAAACAUUUUUUUUUGAAACAUGGGUUACGAUAGGUAUACUGUAAAGCUUAUGAGGUGGCAAGGCUGAAUGGUAAAGUCAGGGGCAUGGUAAGGCUUAAAAUGUGGUAAGACCUAGGGCAUAUUAAGGGCUAGGGCGUGGGAAGGCCUAGGGCAUGGUAAGGCCUAGGGCGUAGUAAAGCUUAGGGCAUGGUAAAACCUAAGGCAUAGUAAGGCUUGCGAUAUAGUAAGGCCUAGGGCAGGGUAAUGUCUACGGCAUGGUAAAGCCUAAGCCAUAAUAAGGCGUAGGGCAUGAUAAAUCCAUUUUAAAAUUUUUUUUUAUUUUUGAAGCUUUCUUAAAAUUUAAAAUUUUCAGGUUGUGAAUACGCGUUUGAGAUGAUCAGUUCAACUCUUCGUUUCGGCUCCGGAGUGACUUCGGAAAUAGCUCACGAUGUUCGGAACAUGAAGGCCAAACGGCCAUUGGUCAUAACCGACAAAAAUGUGGCCAAAACUCGGGCUUUUGUGUGGGUUUUUCCAUUUUAAAUUUUAAAAAAUUUUUAAAGAUAACAUUCCAAAACAAAAAUUUUUAAAAUUACCUUUUUAAAAUAAAAAAAUUUUUAAAAUAAAAAAAUUAUAAUUUAAAAAAAAUUUUAAAAUGACAUUUCAAAAUGAAAAUUUUUUUUUAAAUUACAUUUUUAGAAAUAGAGAAAAUGUUUUAAAUAAAAACAUUUUAAAAAAUAAAUAAUAAAUUUUAAAUAAAAAAAAUUUUAAAAAAAAUUAAAUUAAAAAAAAUUAAAAUGACGUUUAAAAUUAAAAAAGAAUUUAAAAUAGAAACAAUUUUAAAUAAAAUUUUCACAAACAAAAAAAAAUUUAAAUUACUUUUUUCCAAAUUAAAAAAAAUUUAUGACAUUUUAAAAACUAAAAAAAACUUUAAAUUAAACUUUCAAAAUAAAAAAAAUUUAAAAAAAUUAAAAAAUCAUAUUUUCAAAAUUUUAAAAAAUUUUUUAGUGAAGUAGCCAGCUCUCUACAACGCAACAAUGUAGCCUACGAUGUGUUCGACGACGUCCUCUGUGAGCCUUCAGAUGCCUCAAUGCUGAAAGCCAUCAACUUUGCUCGGUCCCAGAAUUUCGACUGUUUCAUUGCCGUAGGGGGCGGUUCAGUAAUGGACACAACCAAAGCUGCUGCUCUAUUCGCUAGUAAUCCAAAUGCCGAGUUCUUGGACUACGUCCAGCCACCAUUUGGCAAGGGAAUCAUACCGGAAAAUGUGAUGAAACCACUCAUCGCUGUACCUACUACAGCUGGUACUGGCAGUGAAACGACUGGUAAGUCAAUCAAAAGAAGAUGUAGUUUUAGUCCAGGGCCCUAGCCCAGAGCCCUAGCCCAGACCCUAGCCUUAGACGCCCGGCCCGUUUUCACGUAAAACAAUUGGAGCCGAACCGGGCCUGAGCCAAAUUUAGAUCAGGCCAACGCUCAGGCCCGGCAAAUUCUUCAUGUUACCUUACCCUACCUUAGCCUACUCUACCCUACCCUACCUUAGCCUACUCUACCCUACCCUACCUUGGCCUACUCUACCCUACCCUACCUUAGCCUACCCUACCCUACCCUACCCUACCCUACCCUACCCUACCCUACCCCUACCCUACCCUACCCUACCCUACCCUACCCUACCCUACCCUACCCUACCCUACCCUACCCUACCCUACUCCCUACCCUACCCUACCCUACCCUACCCUACCCUACCCUACCCUACCCUACCCUACCCUACCCUACCCUACCCUACCCUACCCUACCCUACCCUACCCUACCCUACCCUACCCUACCCUACCCUACCCUACCCUACCCUACCCUACCCUACCCUACCCUACCCUACCCUACCCUACCCUACCCUACCCUACCCUACCCUACCCUACCCUACCCUACUCUACCCUACCCUACCCUACCCUACCCUACCCUACCCCUACCCUACUCUACCCUACUCUAUUCUACUCUACCCCUACCCUACCCUACCCUACCCUACCCUACCCUACCCUACCCUACUCUAUUCUACUCUACUCUACCCUACCCUACCCUACCCUACCCUACCCUACCCUACUCUACCCUACUCUAUUCUACUCUACUCUACCCUACUCUACCCUACCCUACCCUACCCUACCCUACCCCUACCCUACCCCUACCCUACUCUACCCUACCCUACCCUACCCUACCCUACCCUACCCUACCCUACUCUACCCUACUCUAUUCUACUCUACUCUACCCUACCCUACCCUACCCUACCCUACCCUACCCUACUCUACCCUACUCUAUUCUACUCUACUCUACCCUACCCUACCCUACCCUACCCUGCCCUACCCUGCCCUACUCUACCCUACCCAAAUCGUACUUUCGCUUUCUUCAAUGUUCUAUUGUAGCUUUACCGUAAGACCAUACCAAACAUAUGUUUUCAGCUGUAUCAAUCUUUGACCUGCCAGAAAGAGAAUGUAAAGCAGGUAUCAGACUUCGUGCAAUCAAACCGCUACUCGCCAUUAUCGACCCAUUGAAUGUGUUGAGUAUGCCGAGGAAUGUCGCCAUCUACUCCGGCUUCGACGUGCUGUGCCAUGCCCUCGAAUCCUACACUGCCAAGCCCUUUUACGAGCGACAACCACGCCCAGCCACCCCGAUGGAACGACCGGUAUAUCAGGGAAGCAACCCGAUCAGCGAUGUCUGGGUCCGAGAGGCCUUGAGGGUAAGGUGAACAUUAUUUUUUGAGGCAUGGGCGUGGGUAUAUAUAAGAGAAAUUAUAGUUUUAGGCAUGGGCGUGGGUAUAUACAAGAGAAAUUAUAGUUUUAGGCAUGGGCGUGGGUAUGGAUCGGUAUAUUUUAAGGCAUGGGCGGGCAUGGAUCGUUAUAUUUUUAGGCAUGGGCGUGGGUAUGGAUCGAUAUAUUUUGAGGCAUGGGCGUGGGUAUGGAUCGGUAUAUUUUAAGGCAUGGGCGGGCAUGGAUCGUUAUAUUUUUAGGCAUGGGCGUGGGUAUGGAUCGAUAUAUUUUGAGGCAUGGGCGGGCAUGGAUCGUUAUAUUUUAAGGCAUGGGCGUGGGUAUGGAUUGUUAUAUUUUGAGGCAUGGGCGUGGGUAUGGAUCGGUAUAUUUUAAGGCAUGUGCGGGCAUGGAUCGUUAUAUUUUAAGGCAUGGGCGUGGGUAUGGAUUGUUAUCGUUUGAGGCAUGGGCGUGGGUAUGGAUCGGUAUAUUUUAAGGCAUGGGCGGGCAUGGAUCGUUAUAUUUUAAGGCAUGGGCGUGGGUAUGGAUUGUUAUAUUUUGAGGCAUGGGCGUGGGUGUGGAUCUUUUGAUUUUUUAGAAUAAUUUUUUAUGCGGCGGGGUAAAAAAAUUUUUUGAAGGGUAAAAAUUUUUUGGGCGGGGUAAAUUUUUUUUUGAGGUGUGGUGUUUUUUAGAGCGAGAAUUAAUUUUACAAAAAAAAUAUUUUUAAAACAUGUAAAAAAUUCUUUUGGGCGGGGUAAAAAAAUUUUUUUUAAGUUAGUGCUGAUUUCAUAUUUUUUAAUUUCAGAUCAUUCGAAAAUACUUCCGUCGCUCGAUUUUCGACCCAGAAGACGUUGAAGCCAGGACGGAAAUGUUGAAGGCCUCGUCCUUUGCGGGUAUGGGAUUCGGAAACGCUGGUGUUCACUUGUGCCACGGCUUGUCCUAUCCGAUUAGUUCGCAGGUAAGGACCGGCAAGGCUUUGGGAUACGGUAGAGCGUAUUGUCUUGUAAGAUUGAGAAUAUUGUAGUGCUUAGAAUACAGUAGGGAUUAUUUUACAGUAGGGUAUGAUAAAUCUUAAUAUGGUAGGGUCUAGUGUUUAGGUUAAGGCAAGUAGGGUAGAGUACUGUAGUCUAAGGCAUGAUACUGUAAAGUAGGGUAGGGUAGAGUAAGGCCUAGAGUACGGUAGGGCAUAGGGUACGGUCGAGCCUAGGUUUACUAUAGGGUUGGGAAGUACGGUAGGGUUUGGCGUACGGUAGGAUGUAGGGUAUGGUAGGGCCUAUGGUUCGGCAGGGCCUAGGGUACAGCAGGGCCUAGGGUACGGCCAGGCCUAGGGUACGGCAGGGCCUAGGGUACGGCAGGGCCUAGGGUACGGCAGGGCCUAGGGUACGGCAGGGCCUAGGGUACGGCAGGGCCUAGGGUACGGCAGGGCCUAGGGUACGGCAGGGGUUAGAGUACGGUAGGGCAUAGGGUAAUAUUGCCAUUCCAAACCAAUAUUAUUGUAGGGAAAACGCUACACAGAUCCCCACUACGCCUCGAACCAUCCUCUGAUUCCUCACGGCCUAUCCGUAGUAACAACGGCGCCAGCCGAUUUCUUGUUCACCACCGAUGCCUAUCCAAAGCGUCAUUUGGAAGCGGCCCAGCUACUCGGAGCCGACCUGAAUGAUCACGCCUCGGCCGAUAUGACGGCCAAAAAGUUGGCAGAUGAGAUUCGCGGAUUCAUGAAAGACUUUGGAUGUCCAAAUGGAUUAAAGGUGGGGCGCAGGGCUUUCGAAUUGGUUUAACCCUCAACUUUUCAGUCUCUUGGCUUCGACCGUGCCGACGUGGACAAGCUGGCCGACCGUGCCACCGGCUCAUUGAAAAGGGUGGAAUCGCACCAAAAGACCCGGACACAGACGCUUUGGCCAAAAUCUACGAAGCCUCGCUGGAAUGCUACUAGGCUACCGUAA